GAAACAGAGGAGAGGGAAGAUGGCAGGGUAGAAUAAAGAGCGAGAGAAAGAGAGGCUUCAACAAAUUUUCAGCAUCUGGUUGUAGGAAGAUUGUUCCUUUCUGAAUUCAUCUGUAGAUUUCAACCUCAAAAAUUUUAAGUCUGAACCUGCUUGCAGAUUGCAAAUGAGACCAAAUGGAAUCAGAUUUCUGAAAUUCAGUUAAAAUGAAGAAGUUAUGGGACUAAUGCUUAGUUGUUGUCAUUGUCGUUGUCACUGUUGUUAUUGCAGUAGAAUGCAUUUUAAUUCGUACAACUCGUGUAUACCUGUUUUUCCCAAUUGCAAAUGAGACUGCAUGGAAUCAGAUUCCAGAAACUCAGUUAAAAUGAGGAAGUUAUGUUUCCUCAAAUUCCAGAAAGCAUGAACUUUUCUCAUGGUGAUAUAAAUCCAGAAUAACAAAACCAUCAUAUAUUUUUUUCUUUAUGGAAUUUGGGAGACAAGAAUGUUUGCUAUAGGUUCAAUCAGAGGCAGCAUCAUUGUUGGACUUAAAACCACUAUCAGAAGGGAAUCUUUAGUUUGGUACAGUUUUCUAGUUCAGAAGGAGCCCAAUGGCUCAUCAUUUCUCCAAGUAACUUCUGUUACUCCAUCUCUUGACUACAUUCCCUUUGUGCACCUGAGAAGUUACGGAACUGCAUUACCUUUUCAAGAGACACCAAAUGUAUCCUCUCCUUAUUUUUUACGGACACAAAGGUUUAAUGCAUUUGCUGGUCAUAGUUUUCUCGCAAAUCAGAUACAUGGAAGAUUCAUGAGCAGUGCAUCGAUUGAGCUGAAGACAGACAGUACUGUUGUCAGGUUUUCCAUUAGUAAGCAGCAUGAUAAAAAUGGUUCUUCAGAAAAGGGGAAGAAGACCACCAAACGGGUUAAAAUGUCAAGAAAGGCCAAACUGAAUGAACUCAGGUUCUACCGUCUCAAGGCCAAAAAGAAGAUGAAUUCCCCAAAUCCAGAAGUUCGGAUUAGAUAUAAACUUGAAAAGGCCAAGAGAAAGGAGGCAUGGUUGAUUGAGAAGUUGAGGAAAUUUGAGGUUCCCAAAAUGCCAGCUGAAACAUAUGAUCCUGAAAUAUUAACCGAAGAAGAGAAGCAUUAUCUCAAGCGUACAGGAGAGAAGAAGAAAAACUUUAUUCUAGUUGGAAGACGAGGAGUAUUCGGAGGUGUUGUUCUCAAUAUGCAUCUUCAUUGGAAGAAGCAUGAAACUGUGAAGGUUAUCUGUAAACCUUGCAAGCCAGGGCAAAUUCAUGAAUAUGCUGAAGAGCUCACUCGACUAAGCAAAGGCAUUGUGAUUGACAUAAAACCUAACAAUACUAUUAUAUUCUAUAGAGGAAAGAACUAUGUUCAACCAGAAGUUAUGUCCCCCCAAGAUACCCUCUCUAAACAGAAGGCCCUGGAAAAGUAUAGGUAUGAGCAAUCCCUAGAGCAUACAAGUCAUUUCAUUGAAAAAUUGGAGAACGAACUUCAAGAGUAUCAUGAUCAUGUUGCUCGUUACAAAAAAGAGAAAGAAGCACACGACUCGUCUCCAUUGUCGACGAAGAAUGGCAAUCUUUCCAACUCCAGAAUAAAAAGUUAAUUACAGUUGUAAAUUUGUGAACCAAGUAAACUCAAAUAAUGUCUAGGGCUUUUCUUUAUACAAUUCUUCCUUUUGCUGAUUGCCUUUUUUUUUUGUCAGGAUAUGUUUUGUGAGCUCAUAGUUUUGUAUAGGUCAAUGAAAUGAAGUUUUGCUGGGAGA
Messenger RNA from Manihot esculenta (cassava), 1756 nucleotides. RefSeq lists its product as uncharacterized. The transcript is spliced from 6 exons. The record is from RefSeq and is a predicted model, not a curated record. Lineage: Eukaryota; Viridiplantae; Streptophyta; Magnoliopsida; Malpighiales; Euphorbiaceae. The coding region runs from base 479 to 1597 and encodes 372 amino acids. Gene Ontology annotation, molecular function: RNA binding.